CAAAAGCUCUCGUGAUCCUUUCCUCUCUUUACUUCCUUGCUCUCGUUACGUAGCGGAACAAUUCAAAGACAUGGCUGCAGCCUACGCCCUCCUCCUCGCUGCUCUCCUUGCUUUGGCUUCUUCCCCAACCAUGGCCCGUGAUCCCGGUGCUCUCCAAGACCUGUGUGUCGCAGAUAACACGUCCAAUGUGUUCGUCAACGGAUUUGUCUGCAAGGAUCCGAAGCUCGUCAAGGCCGAGGACUUCUUCUUCUCCGGUCUCGACGAGCCUCGCGACACCACCAACAAAGUCGGCUCCAACGUGACGCUCCUAAACGUGAACCGAAUUCCCGGCCUCAACACCCUCGGCAUCUCCAUGGCCCGGGUGGACUACGCGCCGUUUGGCCUUAACCCUCCUCACAUCCAUCCCCGGGCGACGGAGAUCCAAACGGUGUUGGAAGGCUCGCUCUACGUCGGCUUCGUCACCUCCAACCCCGACAACAGGCUCGUCACCAAAGUGCUUCGCAAGGGUGAUGUGUUUGUGUUCCCCCAAGGCCUCAUCCACUUCCAGUUCAACUACGGCACCAGCAAGGCCGUCGCACUCUCCGGUCUCAGCAGCCAAAAUCCGGGGGUGAUCACCAUCGCCAAUUCCGUCUUCGGGUCCAAACCAGCCAUCUCGGAUGAUAUCCUCGCUAAGGCCUUUCAGGUGGACAAGAAGAUCAUAGAUCGGAUUCAGGCUCAUUUCUAGGAACCACAAACUAGCUAGAGAAUUCUAUUUGUUUGUCUUGUGUGUGUGUGUGUGUUGACCUUAAUAAUCAAACGUCACCUACUGUUUCAUCCAA
Messenger RNA from Musa acuminata subsp. malaccensis (wild Malaysian banana), 818 nucleotides. RefSeq names its product putative germin-like protein 2-1. Gene Ontology annotation, cellular component: cell wall. The record is from RefSeq and is a predicted model, not a curated record. Gene Ontology annotation, molecular function: manganese ion binding. NCBI's taxonomy places the organism in Eukaryota, Viridiplantae, Streptophyta, Magnoliopsida, Zingiberales, Musaceae.